AUGUUAAUACCACCCGGCGCGGUCAUUUUCUGCUACUGCUGCUGCGGGCUCCUCCGUCCGAGACAGAUGUUGCGAAACCAAGGCCUCCUCAAGUGCCGCUGCCGCAUGCUCUUCAAUGACCUGAAGGUCUUCCUGCUGCGGAGACCCCCCGCGCCGCCGCCGCCCUCGCCGCCGCCGCCGCUCCCCAUGCCCGGCGGCGCAGAGGCGGCGGCGGGCGGCCCGGCGGCGGCCGGCGGCGCCGCGGCGCCCGGGGGGCGCGGGCCCGGCUGGCGGGCGGCGGCGGGCGGCGGCGCGGGCAGCCCCGCCGCCGAGGAGUGGGGCAGCCCCGCCGGGGAGCCGCCCGCCUCCCUGCCCAGCAGCACCUCCUCGGACGACUUCGCCAAAGGCAAGGCCGAGGACCGCUACUCGCUGGGCAGCAGCGUCGACAGCGGCAUCCGCACCCCGCUCUGCAGGAUCUGCUUCCAGGGGCCCGAGCAGGGGGAGUUGUUGAGCCCAUGUCGAUGCGAUGGAUCGGUGAAAUGCACACACCAGCCAUGUCUGAUCAAAUGGAUUAGCGAGAGAGGCUGCUGGAGCUGCGAGCUGUGUUACUACAAGUAUCACGUCAUUGCCAUAAGCACAAAGAACCCUCUGCAGUGGCAGGCCAUCUCUCUGACAGUCAUUGAGAAGGUUCAGAUAGCAGCGGCCAUCUUGGGUUCCCUCUUCCUCAUCGCCAGUAUCUCGUGGCUCAUCUGGUCAACCUUCAGUCCUUCAGCCAAAUGGCAGCGCCAGGACCUGCUCUUCCAGAUCUGCUAUGGAAUGUAUGGCUUCAUGGACAUUGUCUGUAUAGGUCUAAUAAUACACGAAGGGCCCUCGGUUUAUCGGAUUUUUAAACGGUGGCAGGCGGUCAAUCAGCAGUGGAAAGUGCUGAACUAUGACAAAACAAAGGACAUGGAGGAACAAAAAACAGGGACCAGGACAAAUCAGCGCCCCUCCUCCCAAACCACCCACUCGUCCUCCACUGGUGGUACAGCCACUAACUCCGCUCCAGCCGACAGCGGGGCCCGGGCUGCCGGCCAUGCCACAGGCACCCUCUCUGACCACCACUGUGCUUAUACCAUCCUGCAUAUACUCAGCCACCUGAGGCCUCACGAACAGAGGAGCCAGUCUAGUAGUAACAGAGAGCUCGUCAUGAGGGUCACGACGGUCUGA
Messenger RNA from Rhea pennata, 1188 nucleotides. It is a transcript of the gene MARCHF4, whose product is annotated as membrane associated ring-CH-type finger 4. Gene Ontology annotation, molecular function: ubiquitin-protein transferase activity; zinc ion binding. The transcript has 4 exons. Gene Ontology annotation, cellular component: Golgi stack; trans-Golgi network. Gene Ontology annotation, biological process: protein ubiquitination. The record is from RefSeq and is a predicted model, not a curated record. Lineage: Eukaryota; Metazoa; Chordata; Aves; Rheiformes; Rheidae. Bases 1 to 1188 code for a protein of 395 amino acids.